Messenger RNA from Linum tenue, 210 nucleotides. The record is from the annotation of a GenBank genome assembly. Lineage: Eukaryota; Viridiplantae; Streptophyta; Magnoliopsida; Malpighiales; Linaceae.
AUGGGUUCAAGAAGAAGAAUAAUGAGACCAUCUUGGUGUUUGAUAAUGGUGGUGGCACCUUUGAUGUUUCAGUUCUCGAGGUUGGUGAUGGAGUAUUUGAAGUGCUAUCUCUCUCAGGCGAUACUCAUUUGGGUGGCAAUGACUUCGACAAGAGAAUCGUUGAUUGGCUUGCUGCCGACUUUGAAAGGGAUGAAGGUAUCAUGCUUUUAA